This is a messenger RNA of Ceratitis capitata (Mediterranean fruit fly), 1587 nucleotides long. Its product is annotated as ras guanine nucleotide exchange factor E. Bases 106 to 1485 code for a protein of 459 amino acids. The record is from RefSeq and is a predicted model, not a curated record. The transcript has 2 exons. NCBI's taxonomy places the organism in Eukaryota, Metazoa, Arthropoda, Insecta, Diptera, Tephritidae.
UCUUGCAUUUUCAUUUUGUAUUUAUCAAAACGAAAUUGAUUUGUCAAAAAAAUUUUAGUCCAUAAAUCAACUUUGAAGACUUACAAAUUCCAACUUUUACUGCAAAUGUUUCUUACCAGAAUGGUCAGCGGUUUUAUUUGCGCCAAAAACUCAAACAGAAAUGCAAACAAUCAACAACAACAACAACAACAUACGCCCAACCAACAGCAAGCCCAACAACCGAAAUCACCAAGUUUGCAUAAGAAAACGGAAAAAUGCAAACGUUCGCUGUCGAAGACCGACUCGAAAAAGUCCAUCAGCGAGUUGCUGAAGACGCAUAGCAAAGAGACAACAGAGCGGCCAAGUACCAGCAAAAAUUACAAUAAUAACAAUGGUGGUAAUAACAGCUCCACCAAAGUUACACCCAACACUUCGAAAUCGACCAUAAAACCGCCAACGAAAGUCAAGUCUGGCAGUUGGAAGCGUUCGGAAAAGCAAAUAACCAAUUAUAAUGGCAUUUCCGUUGCUGGUAAGAAAUCCAAGACGUUGCGUAAGCGUUCACCAACUUGGCUGAAAUUUCCCAAUACGCCGGUGAAGAUUGCCGACAAGGUAACCUACGUUAGUCCGGUUGAUUCCACGUCGGUUUGUCGUCCCGGCACACUCUACUCCGAUGUGCUGUUCGGUGCAGGUUCAUCGUGCCUGGUGAAAAUCAAAACACUUACACCACGUCGCACAGCGAAUACAGCGCAGAAGAAACUCACGAAAGCAUUGCUCAGGUGUAACGGCACGGAAAAUGAAACUGCUUCGGCUAGCGAAACUAAAGCGGAUCGUGAAUUUUUUCCAAGUCUUAAUGGCAUCACUGCAACAGCAACCGUUGCGGGCGCUGCAAGUACUAUGUCACCAGAUAGCAGUCCUAGAAAUCGCAGCGCGACAGGUUCGCCUAUGUCGGCAUCUACGACGUCGGACUUAACAAUACCUACGAAUGCAAGCAAAUCAACGUUGAACGACGCCACGUUACCACAAGUCGUUGAACUACCCAAAUGCGAUGACGACGCUGAUGUUGUGAUACUCUCCGAAGCGAAUGGCAUUUGUGGUGCGGCAGGGAAUAGUUUCAGUGACAUUUCCUAUGGUAAUUAUUUGGAGCAUCAUUUUAAGCAAAUUAAUGGUACUGCGGGCGCUUCGCUAGGACCGAAAUCAAUAGUUUCCAAUUUAGAUGUGGUCGCGAAUGGUGCGUGUGUUGAUGGCACCACCGGCGAUACUGACAACAGCUUACAACCCGAUGUGGUGCUAAGCGGGUUUCCACAUCUCACAACGAAACCGUUCACCAUUGAUAUACCACAAUGGAAUUUUCUAGAUGCAGAUGUCAGCGCCGAUGCAUAUCCAAAGUUUCUCUGCCAAUUUGACGAUGAGCAUUACUUGAAAGCGGAGAAGAUGGCACUGUUGGGUCUGAAAUUGGCUUUGGGUAAUGGUAAUACCAAUCCGCAACAAGUUAAUUUCAAAUUUUAAGUGAACUUCGUAGGGCAGGAGAGACUUGAAACAAAUUUUAUUUAGUUUUAACAUUUUUUAUAAUAAAAGCACAGCGAUUUUUCUUUUGCUACGAAAAGAAGU